GUAAGCAGUGGAAAUACCAGCUAUAAACAACAUUGUCAUCUACACGCCGCUCUAGUUCAGUAGCAGACGUAACGGACGGCAGUAGAGACUACCGCCAUGGAUUGUGGGCGUACGUUAAAGCGUAGAUGUCACGCUCAGAACACGAGCAGUGCAGACGAUGACAAGGUUUACAUGAGGAAAGAGUUAACUCUUCUAAGGGCCGUGGCGCUGAACGCAGGCAGUGUGAUAGGAUCGGGCAUCUUCGUGUCGCCUCGCGGAGUUCUCUCUCACGCUGGCUCCGUGGGUCUCUCUCUUAUCGUCUGGGUUGCCUGCGGGGUCUUUUCCGCGUUCGGUUCUCUGUCGUACGCUGAGAUCGGGCUCACAGUUCCCAAGUCCGGAGGCAUUUACACGUACCUACACGAGGCGUUCGGCUCGCUCGUCUCGUUUCUUUUCAUCUGGACGGAGUUGCUGCUGCGACGGCCCACCUCUCAGAGCAUCGCGGCGCUGGCCACCGUCAAGUACUUCCUAGAGCCGAUGUUUGUAGGGUGUGACGUAUCGCCGGGGGUGACUCGCCUACUCGCCAUAUUCGUACUCAUAAGUCUGACAGCUCUGAACUGCUGGAGUGUAACAUGGGCCGCACACAUGCAGAACUGGAUGUUCUACAUUAAAUUGGUGGCCCUGGGUGCAAUUAUUAUCAUGGGAUUUGUGCAAAUGAUCAUGAGUGAGGGAGACAUCCCAGGUUUCCAGUCCGCCUUCGCCGGGAGCUCGUCUUCGAUCGGGGAGAUAGGCCUGGCGAUGUAUUCCGGUCUAUUCGCUUACGCCGGUUUCGAAGUCAUUAAUUAUAGUGCUGAAGAGAUAAAAGAUGUUAAAAGGAAUCUUCCAAGGACGAUAUACAUUUCCAUAGCUAUCGUGACCACUGUGUAUACAUUAGGCAACAUUGCCUACUUCACAGUUCUUACGAAAGAAGAAAUACUGGGGAGCAGUGCUGUUGCAGCGACUUUUGCGGAACGCACCAUGGGACCUAUAGCGAUAAUAAUACCUAUCAUGGUCAUGUGUUCCGUGAUGGGAGGUCUCAACUGUAACAUAUUCACUACUGGAAGGGUCUAUUUUGUGAGCGCUAGAGAUGGAGGACACAUGCCUUCCAUCAUAGGCAUGCUCAACGUACAUCGUUACACGCCAUUCCCUGCAAUGAUACUCAGCGUAAUGUCUCGUCCAUUACACCGUG
This is a messenger RNA of Priapulus caudatus, 1204 nucleotides long. RefSeq names its product Y+L amino acid transporter 2-like. Gene Ontology annotation, biological process: amino acid transmembrane transport. Gene Ontology annotation, molecular function: L-amino acid transmembrane transporter activity. NCBI's taxonomy places the organism in Eukaryota, Metazoa, Priapulida, Priapulimorpha, Priapulimorphida, Priapulidae. The record is from RefSeq and is a predicted model, not a curated record. Gene Ontology annotation, cellular component: membrane. The transcript has 6 exons. The annotation marks the transcript as partial.